AUGGCGUCGUUCUCGUCCACCCGAACGGGGAACGUCCGGGGUUUAACGGCCCAUCCAACGCCGUGUUUCUCCAGGUGUUACAUAAACCAGCCGCUCGAUAAGCUCCGGGCGAAGGCGGACACGGGUGGGCCGCACCUGCGAGAGAAGGCCUCCCAUUUCCUUUGGUCCGUGGACGGAGUUUUGGAGAGGGCGGCGGAAUCGCUGCCCGACCAGAACAAGUCGCACGCCUCGACGGAGAAUUUCGAUUUGGAAAUGCAACGAAAGAACUUGACUGCGAGACAGCAAACGAUAUCGCUGAACGUUUCGGGCAAUUCGAUGGAGGUCAACGUACCGGCGCUCACAGGAGAACGCGGCGGGAGCUGCGUAGCUGCGGCUUUCCUGGUCUAUAAAAACCUGGAGUUAAUUCUGGACCAAAGCCUCGACGGGGCGGAGGAGAAUGAAACCGGCUCUAGAGACGGCAGAUUGCAACUGAACACCAAAGUGGUUACGGCCGUCGUGCAGCGUCCCUCAACCCCGAACGCCAGCCUUCACGUCAUUUUCACCUUCAGGCAUUUAGAGACAAAUAAGGUUCUGUUGAACGUGACGUGUGUGUACUGGGAGAGUAAGCUGCCGGGUUGGUCUCCAGAGGGGUGUGAGCUGAUGGGGUUCAACGCCACCCACACCCGGUGUAACUGCACACACCUCUCGAGCUUCGCAGUGCUGAUGGCGCUGCGGGAUCUGCCCGACGUGUUCGCACUGAGGGUCAUUACAUACGUGGGGUUGGGCGUGUCGACGGCGUGCCUGCUCAUGGCCUUUACCGUGUUCGCCUGGUGCUCUCCGCGGCCGGCCUCCGCCAUCCCCAACCGCGCCACCCGGAACACCAUGCACAAGCACCUCUGCGCCACGCUGCUCGCCGGGAACCUCGUCUUCCUGGUCGGAAUUUCGCAGACCGGAAUCCGGGUGGUGUGUGGGUUAAUUGCCGGAGUCCUGCACUACACCUUCCUCGCAGCCUUCUCCUGGAUGUUGCUGGAAGCCGUUGAGCUGUACUGUAUGAUGGAGAUAGUUUUCCCGACCAACCUGAACAGAUAUAUUUAUUGGGUGGGAUACGGACUCCCGGCUCUGGUCGUCGUCGUUUCUGUCUUGUCUAAUCCUCAGGGAUAUGGUACCUCCAGCCACUGUUGGUUGAGUACGGAGCGGUAUUUCACCCUCAGUUUUUUCGUCCCCGUGGGAUUAAUUGUCGUGGCCAACGUAAUUCUUCUCAGCAAAACUUUGGUGAAGGUGAGGGCCGAGAUGCUUAAGAAAAGUGACCGAAACAAGUCUCAAGAGAAACUGGAAGACAUCAGGAUCUUCACGGUGACCGCAAUCGGGCAGAUAUUUCUGCUGGGUUGCACUUGGGUGUUUGGAGCUUUCUUCAUCCAGAGUGCGACCGUCCCAAUGAUGUUCCUCUUCACCAUCUUCAACAGCUUCCAAGGAAUGUUCAUCUUCAUCCUACACUGCCUCGUACCUAAGAAGAUGAGGGAAAUUUUCCUCAAGUGGAUGAGAGGAAACACUUGUUUGGGGUCAUCAAUGAAGUGGACCCUUACCUCCACCUACAGCUCCCGAUCCAAUUCAAACCAGGGGCGACAACCUCACCAGGAGACGGAGACGAUGUCGUCUGGGCUUAUCUAGCGAAGCGACGGACGGAUUUGGGGAAAUUUUGGCUAUUCCACCACUGAUACGGGACCGCAGCAAACAACGCUCGAAAGACCGACGUGUCGGCCUUUGGGGACGAGAAAUCUAUAAUUUUAUUGUCUGACCGUUAUCGCGUGGGUUUCUGUUAAUCUUAUUUGAUGAGCACUGGUAUUCAGAAAGUGUGGGA
Messenger RNA from Callorhinchus milii (elephant shark), 1837 nucleotides. RefSeq names its product adhesion G protein-coupled receptor E3-like. The transcript is spliced from 12 exons. Gene Ontology annotation, cellular component: membrane. The record is from RefSeq and is a predicted model, not a curated record. Lineage: Eukaryota; Metazoa; Chordata; Chondrichthyes; Chimaeriformes; Callorhinchidae. The coding region runs from base 1 to 1647 and encodes 548 amino acids. Gene Ontology annotation, molecular function: G protein-coupled receptor activity. Gene Ontology annotation, biological process: adenylate cyclase-activating G protein-coupled receptor signaling pathway; cell surface receptor signaling pathway.